Messenger RNA from Homarus americanus (American lobster), 2337 nucleotides. RefSeq lists its product as uncharacterized. Bases 176 to 1315 code for a protein of 379 amino acids. The record is from RefSeq and is a predicted model, not a curated record. Lineage: Eukaryota; Metazoa; Arthropoda; Malacostraca; Decapoda; Nephropidae. The transcript has 4 exons.
ACACACACACACACAGCUUACUAACCUGAAGGUCCCUCUUGGUAACGAAACCUUUACACUCUCUGUCACACAAUGUGAAAAGUUCCACCGCCCGCGCCUCCCAAGAGUCCGUAUCCUCGCCGAAGUCCACGCCUUCCUCCACGCCCGCGCCGCCCACACAUUGCUCCGUCAUGCCAUGAGAGUGGUGUUGGGAUGUGUGGUCCUCCUGCCCGUCGUCACUCUGCAAGUUCUGUUACACCUGACUCCUGCUGCUGCCCGCUACCACCUCCAGUCCACCCAGGCCGCUUCCGCCAGCCACCCCAGCCACAUCAUCCAAGACUUAGACAAUAUACAAGAUCAUGACGAUGUUCUUCGGCGUUUGGACGAUAUCCAACAAGAUCCGGAUGAUACGUGGCAGUAUUAUGAAGACAUCCAACAAAACAACGACGCUCUCAGGCAGUUCUUGGACGAUAACCCACAAGAUCCCGACACUGUCAGAAACUAUCUGGAGUACAUCCUCCAAGAUCCUGGCGUCGUGCAACAGUACCUCAACAGCAUUCGUCAAGACGCUAACGCCCUUCAACAGUAUUUCGACGUCGUUCUCCAGGAUCCGGGUUUCCUACAACAGUACUUCCGCGGAAUCCCUGACAGGGUUCAAAAACACAUAGCAAAUGUACACACCAACCUCAACUCCUUCCGUCAGUACCCUUGGGCAGGUAAUCAGGACGCAGGCACUCUCCAACAGUACCCACAGGACACCGACGCACGGCAGUACAUGAAGGAGUACUUCCUACCCCAGUACUUGAGUCACACUUUCCAGAACAUCAAUUCUGUCAACAAGAAAAGUGGAGAGGCCCAUUACAACGACGGCAACACCCUUCACAAUAAAGCCCAUCAGAGCUCUGAUAACGCCUAUCAGAGCGCUGGAGAUGCCCAUCGCUACACCGUCAACGCCCAAGACAAGAGCAACAAAGGGGAGAGUGAAGGAAAAGAAGUGAUGAUGGGCUACGCAGGUGACUCUUGCAGGGACAACCUAUCUGAUGACAACACCUGGUGUCCCUCCCUGCUACUGCAGGCCCUAGGUCAACACCUGUCGCGCCUCCCCACGACUGGUGCCCCACGUCAGCGUCCCGCGCAUCACGUCAGGAGACACCCCACAACCUUGCGCCUCCCUCUCUCACCACAAUGGUACACCAGGCCGCCCACCAAGCGUUACCUGGGUAUUGAGCUGCCGGACUACAUCGCCACCACCUAUUCUUCCAUCAAGACGGACAACGCUCACUACCUCACAAAACUGCAUCAGCUCAAACAGCGCAUGCGCAGCGCCGGGAAGUAGGCUACCAUCGCGCCUCAUGUAUGAUAAACUCUGUUGUGAGCAUUUACGUCGAGUGUCAACGCUUAAGACUCGCAUUUCAACUCUUCCUAGAAAUAAUCCUAUAAUUUACUUACGUGAGUUAAUAUGAUAUAAUUUUACAAAACCAACACGAGAUCUUUUUUGGUUUGAUAAUGUUAUUCAUUAUGAAAUGAUAAUGUGAAAUUCUAAAAAAAAUUUAAUUUUCCACUGUAUAUCCAUAACAGAGUUGCCAAUUAUGCAUUGUGAACAUUAUUACUAGAUUCUCAAGGAACUCCAUGGGGUCGGUUCUUUUGAUGAAUUUUUUAAAGAAAAAAAUUGUGAUUAAAUAAAAAUAUCAACUUAUAUUUCUAGACACGGGGUGAUAAUUACCGUGAUAACCAUUUGAAACAAGUCAGAUAUAACAAGACAGUCACAGGAAGCCAUAUGUUAAGUUCAUGUAUUCUCUUGGAAACAUAAAUAUCUUUUGAUCUUCCACAAACCUUCUUCUGUGGACAAAGUAUUAGUGAAACUAGUUCCUUCUUUAUAAUAGCAAAGAUAAAUAGGCUACAUUGAACCACGCAUGAGUUGUGAAACACUGACAAGAUCAACGGUAUGUUUCUGGUCUUGACAUCAUGAACCUAAAACACUUGGUGGUUGUUAUACGUACUGACACGAAGUACAUGAGUAGCAGUAGACGGAGGCUGAUAUCACUGAUGUGUGUAUGGGUAAAUAAACAGGAUGACGGAGAUAUUGAGAACAUAUUGCACGAAAUACCUGGAGCCAGCCAGUGGGAGACAAGACUUGAGAAGAAAUUUGUUGGACAUAAAACCUGUUAUGUUCUCUGAAGUGCCUGGCACGACAAAAAUCAUCUCAAAUUAUGCAAAAUAUAUCCACAAUACUCAUAGUGGGUUCUGUAAAAUUUUACUUAUGAUUACGUAAGCUUGCAGUUCCCUAUUUUGGUCGAAACGGUGACAGGCAUUUCCCACACUAGUUAAUCCUCGUUCAGCUCGACACCAGACACUUGG